This is a messenger RNA of Stylophora pistillata, 1044 nucleotides long. RefSeq names its product G protein-coupled receptor 161B-like. NCBI's taxonomy places the organism in Eukaryota, Metazoa, Cnidaria, Anthozoa, Scleractinia, Pocilloporidae. Gene Ontology annotation, biological process: G protein-coupled receptor signaling pathway. Gene Ontology annotation, cellular component: membrane. The record is from RefSeq and is a predicted model, not a curated record. Gene Ontology annotation, molecular function: G protein-coupled receptor activity.
AUGUCCGGAAAUUUCACCAACUUUUGCUGUACCGAUCUGGCCACCAGCGAAAACUUCUCCCUGGUGACUUCAACUUGGCCGACAAGCGUUGUUGUUUUAACUGCUAUUAUCAUGAUUGCAAUAAACUUGGCCACGAUUGUUGGAAACGCUUUAGUCACCGUAGCACUGGUUAAGAUGAAUGCCCUGAAGGUUAUCCCAGCGAACAAAGACGCUAUCGUAUCGCUGGCGGUUGCCGAUCUCUUUGUUGGUCUACUUGUCAUGCCUUGUGCGAUAGGCAGUGUUGUGGCGGGAAAGUGGCGCUUUGGACGAGUGUGGGGAAAACUCACCGCUUUUGGAAACUUUUUGUUCUGCAUUUCAUCUAUCAUGCAUCUAACACUGCUUUCUGUCGACCGUUACGUGGCGAUUUCUCGCCCCCUCGUCUAUUCAUCAGUGGUGACCAAGAACAGAGUUCGAGGCGCCUGUCUCUUGUUAUGGAUAUAUUCAACAUUAUGGGCAUUGCCGCCUUUAUUCGGCGUUGUUACAUACGAGUGCUUUAUUCCUUACAUCGGGAAAUGUUUCGAGACGGAAUGGCCUCGUGGGAAAGGAGCUGUUUGGUUCACUGCCUCAGUGGUUUGCUGUACCUAUGGGGCAGCGGUUUUAGUCAUGUGUUGUGUUCACUUCAAGAUCUUCAACAUAGUUGCAAAUCAAUCCAGAAGAAUUUCGGUGGAACUCAAAAAAUUUCGAGCAAACAAUGGCUUGGAAACGAGAACGAACGUUGCUUCAGGUAGAAAAGGAGCUUUAACAAUCCUUAUUGCCAUUGGAACUUACGUGGUGUGUUGGUCGCCAUUUUGUUUACUACUUAUUGUGCAAACCGCUCAUGGCAAGGCCACAGGAGGACCAACUGUAGAUAUAACAACAAUGUUCAUUGGCUUUGCAAACAGCGCUUGUAAUCCACUCAUAUAUUCUAUUAGAUACAAAAGUUUUCGCAUAGCUGUCAAGCGUAUGUUUGCGAGGAGCAAUUAUUACAUAAAGAAUCUGUUUUGGUCGGGGAUUUCUAACGCCUAA